AUGAUACCAGAUGGGGGAAACCAGAGCUCUGUGACUACAUUCGUUCUUCUGGGCUUCUCUGAAUACCCAAACCUACAAGGACCCCUCUUCCUGGCAUUCUUAAUCAUUUACACAGUCACAGUGGUAGGGAACCUGGGCAUCAUUUUAGUCACAAGGAUAAAUCCCAAACUCCACACACCCAUGUACUUUUUCCUUAGCCACCUCUCCUUUUUGGAUAUUUGUUAUUCCCACGUAUUUACACCUAAAUUCCUAGAAAUCUUGAUCGUUAAAAUCGGAAUUAUUUCUUUCAAAGGGUGCAUGGUACAGUUUUAUUUUGCCUGUACGUUUGUGAUCACAGAAAUGUUCAUGUUAGCAGUGAUGGCCUAUGAUCGCUUUGUGGCUGUUUCAGGAACUAUGAUGUUGCAGGAGGGAAAUCAAAGCACUACCAUCACCUUUGUCCUCUUGGGCUUCUCCGAAUACCCAGACCUCCAGGUGCCUUUCUUUCUGCUCUUUUUGACAAUCUACAUGGUCUCCGUUGUGGGAAAUCUAGGUAUGAUCAUGAUUAUCAGAAUCAGUCCUAAACUCCACACUCCCAUGUACUUUUUCCUCAGCCAUCUCUCCUUCCUUGAUUUUUGUUACUCCUCUGUACUUACACCCAAAUUGUUAGAGGUCUUGGUUGUGGAAGUAGGGACUAUCUCAUUCAUGGGUUGCAUGAUGCAAUUCUUCUUUGGCUGCACAUUUGUGAUCACAGAAAUGUUCAUGUUAGCAGCGAUGGCCUAUGACCGAUUUGUGGCUGUGUGUAACCCUCUGCUCUAUACAGUUGCUAUGCCUCGGAAGCUCUGUGCCCUCCUAGUAGCUGGAUGCUACGUGUGGGGAAUAGUCUGUUCCUUUGUACAGACCUGUUUCCUUAUGGCUCUAUCUUUCUGUGGAUCUAACACCAUAAAUCACUUUGGUUGUGAGUAUUCUGCCGUCAUUGCUGCCUCCUGCUCUGACACUCGUACCAACCUGAUGCUGAGUUUUGUCAUUUCUACAUUCAAUGAGGCUAGUAGUCUUCUGAUUAUCCUCGCCUCCUAUGUGUUUAUUGUGGUCGCUAUCAUCAAGAUGCCCUCCACUGGUGGGCUCCGUAAAGCAUUCUCCACCUGUGCCUCCCAUCUCACUGCCAUCACCGUCUUCCACGGAAUCAUCCUCCUUCUCUACUGCAUGCCCAGCUCUAAAAACUCUCUGCUUCUUGUGAAAGUGGCCACUGUGCUUUACACAGUUGUGAUCCCAAUGUUAAACCCUCUUAUCUACAGCCUUAGAAAUAAUGAUGUGAAGGAGGCACUCAGGAAGAUAUUCAAUGCCAAACUGCUUUCUCAUCCAGCGUAA
Molecule: messenger RNA, 1344 nt
Organism: Elephantulus edwardii (Cape elephant shrew)
Lineage: Eukaryota; Metazoa; Chordata; Mammalia; Macroscelidea; Macroscelididae
Product: olfactory receptor 5D18-like
Exons: 2
Coding region: 1-1344 (447 amino acids)
Biological process (GO): G protein-coupled receptor signaling pathway; sensory perception of smell
Cellular component (GO): membrane
Molecular function (GO): olfactory receptor activity; odorant binding; G protein-coupled receptor activity
Source: RefSeq, a predicted model, not a curated record